CGCCUCUUCGCUCGCCUCUGAGCCGGGAGCGGAGCCGCGCCGCGGGAGCGCGCCAUGGCCUCGCCAGUGACCCGGCUGCUCCUGCCACUGGGCCUGCUGCUCCACGCUGCCCCGGCCCUCGGGUCCAGCGCGUUCCGGAUGACGCCGCGGGAGGUGAAGGGGAGCCAGGGCCACCGGGUGGAGCUGCGCUGCGAGGUGCUGCUGCCCACGUCGGGCUCGGGCUGCUCCUGGCUGUUCCAGAAGCCGGGCGCCGCCAGCAGCCCCGCCUUCCUCAUGUUCAUCUCCAAGACCCGCGACAAGACCGUCCAGGCGCCGGACCGCAGCGGCUUCUCGGGCAGGAAGAUCAGCAACGACGUCUACAGCCUCACCCUGGACAGCUUGCGCAAGGAGGACGAAGGCUACUAUUUCUGCUCGUUCAUGAGCAACUGGGUCCUGUACUUCAGCCCCUUCGUGCCCGUCUUCCUGCCAGCCAAUCCCACCACCACGCCGGCGCCGCGACCGCCCACGCUGCCGCCGGCCACCAACGCGUCGCGGCCGGCGUCCCCGCGCUCGGAGGCCUGCCGGCCGGCCGCUGGCCCCGCAGCGGACACCAGGGAACUGCCCUUCGCCUGCGUCAUCUACAUCUGGGCGCCGCUGGCUGGGGCCUGCGCGGUCCUCCUCCUGGCUCUGAUCGCCACCGUCGUCUGCAGCUACAGGAACCGAAGGCGCGUUUGCAAAUGUCCCAGGCCCCUGGUCAGGCCCGGAGGCAAGCCCAGCCCUUCAGAGAGAUACGUCUAAGAUGGUGAGGGGCCCCGGGCAACAGCCACUACAAGACUUCAAACAGAACUCUCCUUACAAGGGCAGCAACAGCCCUUCCCUUGGGUUUUUCACCUUCUUUAUGUAUUCAUUCUUGUUCUUAUCACUUUCGUUGGGUGGAGGGGUGGAGGGUUACUUUGUCUUUAAUUGACACAAAACAAUACCUGCCGUGGGGUUGCAAUGCUGCCGCGCGCACGUAUUGGGGGAAAGGGCUGGCUGUGCUCUCAGCACGGCGGUUAGAGCUGGGAGGGCCUCCCCAUCACUUGGUCCAAACCUCCUCCUUGGCCAUUCUGCAGAGGAGGCUCAAGUGCAGGGGGUGGGGGGGAGGCUUGAUCAGAGUCACGGCUGGGCCCCUUCUCCACACCCUUCAGAUCAUCCUUCUGGAGGCCUCUGGCUCAGCAUGCGGUUCUGUGUCUCAAACCGCAAGGGAGCAAGUCAUUUCUUGAGAGACCCACCACUGCACGCAGGACCCUGAGAAGAUCAUGAAAUAAGGGAACGUCUGCCUCUCACAGAGUUCUGCAAUGUGGCUGGAAAGGAUGCAGGUUUUUACAAUCAAGUUGUGUAGCCAGUAGGGACUCCUCAGAUGAACUGGGAGAGGUGAACCGAGUCCUGGAAAAUGAAUUCACUCAAUCUCUAAAGAAAAUCUCUGUGAAAGAUUUAAGAAGAAAAUCUCCGUGAAAUCCCUAAGUGGAGGCAAAAUUGUUCUCCCAGAUCUUCAUUGCAGAGGAACCCAUGAAAGAGGAGAGGACACCCCUUUACCACUAUGUUUUGAGCAUCAGGAAAGCUGAAUGGAGAUCCCUUGGAUCUCUGAACUUCAGAUGCCGUGUUUGAACAUGCUCCUGGGGUCCCUGCUGACUUCUCGGUCUGUAAAGGCAGGAUCGUUAGAGAGCUGGUCUCCCCUGGAUCAGGUGAGGAUGUGGCAGAGCAGACUCUGCCCUGGUGAGGAGUGAGGAAGCUAAAUGGCUAAACUGUUGCCUACACACCCAUUUCCUCUCUCAUGGUGUUGCCCAGAAAAGUGCGCUCACUGGAAGAAAAAACUUAGACAAGGAAAUAAGAAUCACCCAUAAUUCUGUGCCUCCAGUAUAAUCCAUGUUAAUAUUAGGCUGUACUUCUUCUGAUUAUUGUCUAUGCAUAUAUGUAAAAUAUAUACUUUGCUUUUUAUUAAAAAAUGGGAUUGCACUAUGCUUUAAUAAAAAACAUUUAUGGCAUACUUUUUAGUGGCAAAAUAAUAUUCCAUUUUUGGUUGUGCCAUCAUUUAUUUAACU
Eptesicus fuscus (big brown bat) is the source of this 2060-nucleotide messenger RNA. RefSeq names its product CD8 subunit alpha (gene CD8A). The record is from RefSeq and is a predicted model, not a curated record. Bases 55 to 777 code for a protein of 240 amino acids. Lineage: Eukaryota; Metazoa; Chordata; Mammalia; Chiroptera; Vespertilionidae. The transcript has 6 exons.